AUGGUCAAUGGUUGGGAAGCACACAUUCAGGAGCUGCCUUGUGUUGGUCACCUGGUCUUUUGCUGUCUCCUGAUGUUCUUAUUCUCUGAUACCGGCGUGGAGGAAGCAUUUGGCAGCGCGGAGGAAGAGUAUAAAGACGCCGUAAGGGUGCCCCACUCCAACACACUGCCGCCGCCCUCCUUCACGGCACCACUCUACCGCUCUUACUUGCCCGUCAAGAUGGCUCGUCCCGGCGUCCUGCUGCUGCUGGUGCUGACUACCCUCACUCUGGCUGCUGUGUGCGACGCCUUCGUGCUGUGUCCCCAGUUCCCAAGAUGCUGCGAGACGCGGUCAUGCCAUAUGCUGUGUCCCUCCUGCAGUGAGGCUGAACACUUCGAGAACGGCGUGAGGAAGGGACCAAACCAGUACCGCCCCCGCUGUGGUAUCAAUGCCAUCAUCGGCGACCCUUACGCGUUGGUCGGCGAGGGGAUCUUCCCUAACCCUCUCAUUUGCAUCUGAGCGCCUGGGUCUAUGGAAUUCAUGUAGGUUCUGAUUCCAGAUCUCAUUGCACUCCCUAAGGACGCCUUGUUUGUGUCCCUUCGCCAGGCCGGUGCAGGGACACAGGAGAGGUCGUAGGGACGGCACUGAGGGAAACACCCCUGCCCAAGGGCUCACCAAAUGGGUAGAAGGCAGAGCGAAGCCACGGUCAGGAGAAAAGUCCUCAAGUUGUCUCCAGCUGGUGACAUAACGAGGUCGACGUGAGGUGCCAGGCUGUUAGUGUGUUUUGUGAAGGCAGAGAAGUCGCUUGCAGCGCGAGUCUCGUCUUGCUCACCCCAUAUUAAUCUGAUGGCAGUGUAGAGCUGUGUCUGGGUCAGCUGACAUUGUGAGUUACAAGAGAAGAUGGUUUCUAUCAAGAGAUCUUAGUCUGUAACAGGAGAUUAUAGAAUUUCUAGCAUGAAAUUCGAGUCUGUAUCAAAAGAUCAGAUUCUCAAACAAGCACUGUGAUAUAGCGUUAGUAAUUUUUGCAGAGUUGAGUCUUCAUGAUUGAAUUCAACUGGCUAUCCAUUAAUGUUUAUUCCCUUCAUAUAUACGUAAGAUUAAACACUAAAGUUACUUAACUAAAGUGAUCAGCAACGCAAUUAGCAUGUAGAACUGUUAAUUUGAUCCAAUAAACA
This is a messenger RNA of Portunus trituberculatus (swimming crab), 1154 nucleotides long. RefSeq lists its product as uncharacterized. The record is from RefSeq and is a predicted model, not a curated record. Bases 1 to 498 code for a protein of 165 amino acids. NCBI's taxonomy places the organism in Eukaryota, Metazoa, Arthropoda, Malacostraca, Decapoda, Portunidae. The transcript is spliced from 3 exons.